Molecule: messenger RNA, 285 nt
Organism: Plasmopara halstedii
Lineage: Eukaryota; Oomycota; Peronosporomycetes; Peronosporales; Peronosporaceae
Exons: 2
Coding region: 1-285 (94 amino acids)
Source: RefSeq, a predicted model, not a curated record
AUGAGUCAACACGAAGAGGUGGUUGAUGUGAAAGCGACGCCGAUUGCUCCAGAUUGCGGCAAAGAGGGGGCAAGUGUGCACGUUCACGAACUCCCCACCAGUUAUUUGAUUGAACACUUGCUGACGAAGGAAACGUUUGAUGUUCACGCGAUCCGACUAAAACAUUACGCGGAUGACAUGCUCAUUGUGACAGAGGAGCUAAAGCAUCACGUGUCAUUUCAGGGGAUCAACUUGGGGGUGAGAGCUGCGAAAGGAGGGCGAUUCAAUCGCCAGUCAAAGGAAUGA